This is a messenger RNA of Penicillium odoratum, 426 nucleotides long. RefSeq lists its product as uncharacterized. NCBI's taxonomy places the organism in Eukaryota, Fungi, Ascomycota, Eurotiomycetes, Eurotiales, Aspergillaceae. The transcript has a single exon. The record is from RefSeq and is a predicted model, not a curated record. The coding region runs from base 1 to 426 and encodes 141 amino acids.
AUGAACGUUCCCCAGAGCCUGCUCCUCAACAGCGUUGCCGAAUCACUUGCACUGCCCAUGUAUACUUGGUCCGCCAACGGCACCCACAAUGCAAAGGGAUAUACCACCAAGGAAGCCGAUGUUGCCAGCGUGCAGGGCCUGUUCGAGGACUGUGAAAAUAUCAAUCUGAAUCGCAAGCUCGCUACCAACUUCCGGAGCGACGUGCUUGGCCCUGGUGUCUCGGGUUUCUUCUACAAGUGUGAGAAGAUCAGUCAUGACACCAAUAAGUACUGGUUCACUAUUAGCUCUGGGGAGCAGUCGCAGAUUGACAAACUCUGUGAUGCGAAUCAGAAGUACCCCAUAGUUUACGACCAGCAGCACGAUACUUGGUUUAUUGAUGAGCCAUUUGAUUGCACUCAGCGGACUUCGCCUGAAAUUUGGCCUUGA